AUGGCAGACACCACAGGCUCAGGUGUAAAGGUCCCUGGAAAUUUCCAACUGUUGGAAGAGCUGGAAGAAGGCCAGAAAGUAGUAGGUGACAGCACAAUUAUCUGGGAUCUAGAGGAUGAUGAGGACAUGAUACUUACUAGAUGGACAGGGAUGAUAAUUGGGCCUCGAAGGGUGGAUCCAAGGGCCACGGCAGUGCUGGCAAAAUGGCAGAAAUUCCAUAGCAUCAAAGUCAUCCUGCAGGAGCUUCGGCGCUUGAUGAUGGCCAAAGAGAACCUGAAGCUGCCACAGCCAACAGAAGGACAGUGUUACAGCAAUUAGUCACCAAGGGCCCAGCCUCCCCUCCCCAAUCCAACCUAAGU
Cricetulus griseus (Chinese hamster) is the source of this 359-nucleotide messenger RNA. Lineage: Eukaryota; Metazoa; Chordata; Mammalia; Rodentia; Cricetidae. The record is from RefSeq and is a predicted model, not a curated record.